Gryllus bimaculatus (two-spotted cricket) is the source of this 4264-nucleotide messenger RNA. NCBI's taxonomy places the organism in Eukaryota, Metazoa, Arthropoda, Insecta, Orthoptera, Gryllidae. The record is from the annotation of a GenBank genome assembly.
UUUUUUGACGGUUUUUCACCGACUGAGUCUGGCGCAGGUCUGGCGUAACACUGACAUGACCUGUCAUACAAAAGAGGGCGCUGCUAGACCAACGUGCACGCCAUCUCUUUGCAAAUUUGAUCACUUCUUAUAGAUACAUAUAUGUAUAUGAGGUAGGGUGUCGAGCCCAGUACUCAAAAAAUCGUGCACGGAAUACACCUCUUCUCACAAUGUGUCACGUGGAAUUUUGACGAUGUUUUAUGUUUAAUAAAUUUAAAAAUAUUACAAUAAUUUUGAUCAGUAAUUUCUUUGCGUAUUAUUAUAUUUCAAUACAUUGUAUGCCGUAUAUUGUACAUCGACCUGAAGCGGAAAUUUUGAACUGGCGCUAAUCAAUCAAUGUCGCCAACUUAUGUCAAUUAUAAUUACUUUACACAUGAAAACUGAUGAAAACGGCGGAAAAGCCCACGAGCAAAAGGAAGUGUGUUGAUGUCUGUCUGAUUAGGCCCUGGGCUAUACUCUUUGGAUUGGGCAGUGUGAUCGGUGGUGAUAGGGUCGACUGGUAAAUAUGGAUUGGUAGUUUUAGUGGUUUUAGUUUUGCUGUGUUGAUAGAUUAUGACAUUGUCAAUUGCCAUGUGAGCUUAUGAAAUUGGCGUUUAAGAAAUCUAAAUUUGUAUCAACUACAUCGCCGAAUGACAGUGUGAUCUCGUUUUCCCUAAGUGUGCUGUGACAUAAACAGUUAUUACAUUGAGUAUAAGGUCAUAUCAGGUUAUGGCUGCUAUUGACAAAGUGAGAAUUAUUGUUGUUGGAGACUCUGGAGUAGGAAAAUCUUCUCUUACACAUUUGAUAUGUCAGCACCAACCAAUAAGUAACCCAUCGUGGACCAUAGGUUGUUCUGUCGAUGUGAAACUCCAUGAAUACAAAGAGGGGACACCAUACCAAAAAACCUAUUUUAUAGAACUUUGGGAUAUAGGUGGAAGUCAUAGUCACAGGAAUACUAGAUCGGUUUUUUACAAUCCUACUCAUGGUAUUAUUUUAGUUCAUGAUUUGACAAAUAGAAAAUCUCAACAAAAUCUGCAAAAGUGGCUUGGUGAAAUUUUAAAUCGGGAUAGUGGAUGUAAGUCUCGAUACUCUAGUUUUGAUGACUUUGAUCCUGAACAGUUUGUAGGAUCUACUCAGAUACCUAUUCUGGUAAUUGGCACCAAACUGGAUCUUGUUGAACAAGUUAGGUGCCAUUCUCAGCAAAGGUCUUCAACAAUUGCAGAAGAAUGUGGAGCUGAUGAAAUAUUUUUGGAUUGUCAGCAGAUUCGCUCAUUGGCUGCGGGCUCCAGUUCUGCAGUUAAAUUAAGUCGUUUUUUUGAUAAAGUGAUUGAAAGAAGGUAUCAUAGUAGAGACCGUAUAAGCCCAUUCUCUGAUAAGAGAAGAUCAGCUGUAGCUUCUCUAAGCCCCAAAUUUUACCAUGCUGACUGAUCUUAUAACAGAAUUAAUUUAUCAUGCGUCUUCCUUCAUCUGAUAUGUUGUUUGGGAUGAUGACUUGAACAGUUAUGAUUCUGAUGUCAUGACCAAGUUGUGAAAUUUUGCUGUCUCCGAGUGUACUGGCUACAACUGAAAAAGGACAUUUGACAAUUGUUUUUAAAGAAAGAGAAACAAAAAGUAAUUUAUUUUUAGAAAACAAAGACUGCGUGUGCUCUCAGAAAAAAACAUCGUUGCACUAUGGAAGCAAGUAAAAUUGAGUAAAAUAUGUUGAUACAAGCACCGGAAAUGUGAAGGAAUAAAAAGGGGUUAAAAAUGAGAAGUAACAAAAAUUUACACACACAAAUAAGAAAAAGAAGUCAAAAGAACAAUUAAGCAGAAGAAAAAUUAAUUUCUUCUAAAAAGUCAUUCAUGUAUAUAUGUAGUAAUAUUAGUCUAAAAAAAGAGGUUUAGCAUUGGGGCAAAAAUUAGAUAUGCCUCUCUUGCAUAUAGACUCUUGGUGCUCAAUCUGCUUUUAACUUCUUGCCAUUUUGCUUACAUUGGUUGUGAAGUUGAAAAUGUAUCUUUGAAGUAAUUUUGCGAUUUUAUUAAUUGAUUGUUAUCGUUCAGAAAAUAAUGAAUUAUUUAAUACAUUUUUUUCUCCUAAACAAAUAAAUUCGUACUAAUAAUAUUAAGUACAUUUAUUAAACAUCUUUAAUGUUUUUAUUUUUAAAGAAAAUUUCAAAAUUUUUGACAACUGGAAUGUAAUAUUUUUACAAAGAAUGUAAAUUUUGAUUCACUUUUUCUCAAAAACAUUUGUGAUUAACUUGAAAUUUGGGGUAAGUAAUUUACAAUAUCUAAGAAAAUUUGUGAAAUUGUAUUAUAUCUAGGUUAGUGAUUUGGAAGAAAAAAUUAUACAUUUUUGUUAGUGGAAACAAAAUUUCACGCAUUCAGAUCGCUGCCAGUAGAAUAUAUGGAUGCCAAUUAGUCCCAUUAAGUUAUCGUGCCUCUAUAAUUCAUACUAUAUAUUUGCUUUUAUACACCAUUUUUCUGAUUACUGGCUGUUCAUGGAGGUUCUACACCGAUGAAGUACCUAAGUACACCACUAAAUUUUAUUUGCUGCCAUUUAAUUGGUAAUAAAUAAUUGUGGAAAACCCUGAUGAGCAUGACUUCUGCAGUGAUGCUUAAGAAUCGCUGUUCAAAAUUACCACACCAAAGCCAAUUAUUGGGAAAAAGUAAUGUUUUCUUUAUUAUUGUAUUAGACACGGACAUAAUGUUAUGUUUAAUCUUCCAAUAUUAACCGAAUUUGAAAGAAUUUAUUGAAAAUAAACUGGUUAAACUUUUUUUGGGACGUAUUUUUUUGUGUUAUUUGUAUUAAAAAAUCAUUUAUAUUAUUCAUAUAAACAUAAAAGUUGGAACUUGAUACAAAAGUACAAGAUAGUUUCUUUAAAUAAAAAAAGGAAUCUUACGUGUCACUUAUCAAAUUGUAGUUAGGCCAUGGGUUGCACCAUAAUUUAAGAUAAUGUUUUUACUCUAACUAGUGAGAUUAUAUUAAAACAAAUAUAUAUUAGAUACGACUUUUAAUCAGCAUAUGUAUUGAUUAAUGUACAUAUAAGAAAAUUAAUAUAACAUUAAAUAAAAAGAUGAAUUGUGCGAUUGUUCAGUGUCUACUGUCAGCUCUGUUGUAACUAUUUUCAUUAAGUAUUAAGUGUAGAAUCAGUGAGGCUACUCCUCUUUUUAUUUUUAAUAAAUGUCAUAGUUGAAAAAACACUUUCACACAAUGAUCCACUUGCAGAUCACAUAGUUCUAGAUGAAUGUAUUGUUAACACAAAGAGGAUUGCUAUACAGAAUCAGAUCUAACAGAUCUCUACAAUAUAAGACCUUCAGUAAACCUCUGACGUUGAUUAUUUCACAUUUAUAAUUAACAGUUGCGGGCUGCUAAAAACAUCCAAUUGGGUGCCAGUUAGAAAGUGCUGGUUUAGAUGAGUCACCCUCCAAAUGACCCAAAUCCUAACCCCAAAAUCUUAUGACCUGUGGUGGAAAAAAAUUGAGCAGAGACUGUGGUCUGAAUGUGUUAAGUAUUAUAGGUGGGUAUUCUGUGUGUUACCAUCAUUAACAAUUACCAAGAAAAAUUAUUCUACAGAAAAACAAAUUUGUAGGUUUUUUCAGGUGUCCCAACACAGAACCCUUCAUAUCUAUAUUAAUUCAUGAAACACUAAAAUAAUAGAAAAUAUUGUUAAAGCUGAUCAUGCUCAAAACACUUCAUUUAAAACUUCAAAUUAUCAUUUAAAAAUUGAAUUUAAGUUUAAAAAUUAUAAUACUUUAGUAUAAUUUACAUGCCCAAAAUGAAUGAAAUUUUGCCACACAUUCAACUAGUAAUGUUGUCUUGAGUACUUAUUCUGAUUUCCUCUUAGGUUUAAUUUGUUUCACAACCUUUGUCACUUUUUCCACAGCCGUGUCAGUUAAGUAUUCGAUGGUCAUUGAUACAUUUUAAUCUUCAUACCAAAACUAGGGUCUUUUUUGGAGCAUUUAAUAUUUAAUUUUUUUUCUGAAUAUUCACUAAUAAGCUCAGACUUCUAUUUAUGACUCGAUUAUCAAGUAAGUUCCCAACUGAUGUUACAUAUUUUCCUGCAUUUAUUAGAGAGAUGUUAGUAUUUUAAUGACAUGGCCUCAAAAUGACCCAAGGUAGAGUCUAUUAUUUUCCCAUUCUUAUACGAAACAUUUCAUGAACUUUGAUAAAUGUUUCUGAUUUUUUCAGAAUUUUCCACCUAAAUUUUAUAGGCUUGUAUGAAUAUCUCAGAAGCAUUAUGUAUGGCAGAGGUUAUUCUUUACAUAA